Messenger RNA from Trachymyrmex septentrionalis, 1091 nucleotides. RefSeq names its product splicing factor U2af 38 kDa subunit-like (gene U2af38). NCBI's taxonomy places the organism in Eukaryota, Metazoa, Arthropoda, Insecta, Hymenoptera, Formicidae. Gene Ontology annotation, biological process: mRNA splicing, via spliceosome. The coding region runs from base 112 to 834 and encodes 240 amino acids. The transcript is spliced from 5 exons. Gene Ontology annotation, molecular function: metal ion binding; pre-mRNA 3'-splice site binding. Gene Ontology annotation, cellular component: U2AF complex; spliceosomal complex. The record is from RefSeq and is a predicted model, not a curated record.
GCUGUCUAUCGGCGUGUGUCGUGCGUGAUGAUGGUGAUAUUAGGUAGGUUUUGAUGGUUCGGACAAAUUGACAACUCUUGGAAUAAUCUCAUCUUCGAGAAGACGUGAGUCAUGGCGGAAUAUUUAGCAUCUAUCUUCGGUACUGAGAAGGAUAAAGUAAACUGCUCUUUUUACUUCAAAAUCGGCGCCUGCCGUCACGGCGAUCGCUGUUCGCGUAUCCACAAUAAACCUACAUUCAGUCAGACAUGCCUGCUUCAAAAUCUGUAUGUGAAUCCCCAAAAUUCUGCCAAAAGUGCAGAUGGCUCCCAUUUGGUCGCAAAUGUAUCAGACGAAGAAAUGCAAGAGCAUUAUGAUAACUUCUUUGAAGAUGUCUUUGUUGAGUGCGAAGACAAGUACGGCGAAAUCGAGGAGAUGAAUGUGUGCGACAAUCUCGGCGAUCACUUGGUAGGUAAUGUUUACAUCAAAUUUCGUAGAGAGGAAGACGCGGAGAGAGCUGUGAAUGACUUGAACAAUCGCUGGUUUGGUGGUCGACCAGUAUAUGCCGAACUUUCACCAGUGACGGAUUUCAGAGAGGCUUGUUGUCGUCAAUAUGAAAUGGGAGAAUGCACACGUUCCGGAUUCUGUAACUUUAUGCACCUGAAGCCCAUCUCGCGUGAGCUGCGCCGCUACUUGUACAGUCGCAAGAAGAGCGGCAGGGGACGAUCUAGAUCGCGUUCGCGUUCACGCGGCCGAGAUCGCAAGCGGCGAUCACGAUCGCGCGACAGACGAUCAAGAUCUAAAGAUCGUCGGAAAAGGGACGACAAAGGUAGGGACGGCCGAUCUGGAAGAUACUAAUUAUAGAAAAUGAUUCUUCAUUCCAACUGAUCUAACAUUAUUUAACGGACGGACUUGAUACAAUGGAUCUAUCUUGUGCGUGUUCCAGAUGAAAAGUAUCUAUAUACACAUAUAUCUUAUAUAUUAUAUAUUUAUACGUGUAAUCAAUAGAAUUAGUGCUCUUCAACAUUAUAUCAUUUGUUAAUAAUUUAAUGACUCCGAAUUAAUUGAAGGAUGUCUUUUUCGCGCAAUGAAAAAUGACAGACACAAAUAAAAUA